Messenger RNA from Trichechus manatus latirostris (Florida manatee), 903 nucleotides. RefSeq names its product ubiquitin C-terminal hydrolase L3 (gene UCHL3). Lineage: Eukaryota; Metazoa; Chordata; Mammalia; Sirenia; Trichechidae. The coding region runs from base 85 to 777 and encodes 230 amino acids. Gene Ontology annotation, biological process: protein deubiquitination; ubiquitin-dependent protein catabolic process. The transcript has 9 exons. Gene Ontology annotation, cellular component: cytoplasm. The record is from RefSeq and is a predicted model, not a curated record. Gene Ontology annotation, molecular function: cysteine-type deubiquitinase activity.
UCAAGGCGUGUGGGGGCGGAAGCGGCGGUGGCAGUGGCGACAGCGGCUGCUGUCAGAGGUGGAGAAGGUCUGGGCAGAGCAGCCAUGGAGGGUCAGCGCUGGCUACCACUAGAGGCCAAUCCCGAGGUCACAAACCAGUUUCUCAGACAGUUAGGUCUACAACCUAACUGGCAAUUUGUUGAUGUAUAUGGAAUGGAUCCUGAGCUCCUUAGCAUGGUACCAAGACCAGUCUGUGCAGUGUUGCUUCUCUUCCCUAUUACAGAAAAGUAUGAAGUAUUCAGAACAGAAGAGGAGGAAAAAAUAAAAUCUCAGGGACAGGAUGUUACAUCAUCAGUAUAUUUCAUGAAGCAAACAAUCAGCAAUGCCUGUGGAACAAUUGGACUGAUCCAUGCUAUUGCUAACAAUAAAGACAAGAUGCAUUUUGAAUCUGGAUCAACUUUGAAAAAAUUCCUGGAGGAAUCUGUUUCAAUGAGCCCUGAAGAAAGAGCCAGAUACCUGGAGAACUAUGAUGCCAUUCGAGUUACUCACGAGACCAGUGCCCAUGAAGGUCAGACUGAGGCGCCAAGCAUAGAUGAAAAAGUAGAUCUUCAUUUUAUUGCAUUAGUUCACGUAGAUGGGCAUCUCUAUGAAUUAGAUGGACGGAAACCAUUUCCAAUUAACCAUGGCAAAACUAGUGAUGAGACUUUAUUAGAGGAUGCCAUAGAAGUUUGCAAGAAGUUUAUGGAACGUGACCCUGAUGAAUUAAGAUUUAAUGCGAUUGCCCUUUCUGCAGCAUAGUUUGUUGAUAAUGGAAACACCAAAUACUGUAUAUUUGCAACACAAUUAAAUUUAUGCUGCCAUACACUAACUCAAAAGUUUUGAUAUUUUCCUUAACUUGACUAAUUAAACUUUGUGUGAAUUAAA